AUGCAGAAUUGCAAGCCAUGCGAUCAUUGGUGCGCUGAUCAAAUUCCCGAUGAAGAUAAUAACGUUCGCGACAAAGGCUGUAUGUAAGUGUAAUAAAAAAACCUUCGUUUAAUGUAAAAACGAUUUAGAUGAAAAAAAAAAUAUGUGAUCUGCAGAGCUCCGUCACUUAAGUCAAAUCCCCCCUUUACUAUUUGUAUUAUAGAAAUAGAAAUAUUAUUUGCAAAAAGGAGACGUUCAAAUCUCGGUAAUGUAAAAAUCUCACCGAAUUAAUCUCGCACCUUAGAGUACAUUUAUAAUACAAGUCGUAUAUAUAUAUAUAUUUAAUCUGACUACCCUAGCAAUUAUUCUGUAUGACCAUUUGAGCAGUUUCAGCUAUCUUAAAAUUUAUUGAUGUAGCGAAACAUAAAAAAGCGACUUAACCUAACCAGGGGCAAAGUACUUCUAUUAUAAAUGCCGAACAAUUAAUCAGAACCUCGCCCCUCCUCUCGUUAUUUAAUCUAUAUCUACGUCUCUGCCACCCUAGCUCCCUCACUAAUAAUCAUCCAUAUUAUAUCUUAUCUAUUCAAUAGAGGAUAAUUAACACGUUCAAAAAUUAGAAUUAGAAUAGCAAUGAUAUGCAAACUUCGUAACACGAUUGAAGAUAAAUCGUUCUUCAUAAUAGCGGUUAAGAGGACGCCAUACCUUCGCAUGAUGUGUUGUCUCUCCCAUGGUCUUAUAUAACCGUACGACUUAAGAAAAUGUUCGUAUAACUCUGUGCCGUUAGUUUUAAUAUUAUAGUGAAUUAAUUAAUUGAUCUAUUAUCAAGAUAAGUCUCUAUAUUUGCAGUAAAAACUGAACAAAAAUCGUGUAAGACUAGACGUGUAUAAUUGAAAUAUGUAGGUACAUUAAUUUUGUAGUUUACAAACCGAUAAAAAUAAUUUUUCACUAAGCGGUCUGGCAAUAAAUUAAACGUGGCAAAAAAUUAUAAUUAUAAUAUAUGCCCAGGUAAAAACAAAAUAUUGCGGCGAUACUUUUUUCUUGUGCGAGACGAGAAGAGCACAAUAAUAAUUAUUAAUCGUUAUAAGUAUAUAAUAUUUCAGAACCAAUUGUCAACAACCGGAAACUUUCGACGAUACAAUAAUAAAUAAUAACGAGGCCAAAAACAUGAUACGGCAAAUGGAAAUCUGUAGGAAACGCGAACAAUGUUUAAUUAACAUGAAUUGUCAGCUCCAAGCCGAACUCGAAAAAUCGGUAAGUUGAAAUUAUCAACAUCCAAUUUUUAUUUCAGUUAGUGUAUUUUUAUAUUUGUUAGGUAUAUCUAUAAUACUAAAUUGUUUUCAUAUUAUAGAUUCAAAAAAACUUAUUUAUGGAACAGUGUAUAACAGUAAGUUACAAUAGUACCUACUAAUCGAUAUUUGAAACAAUAAAUCUAGUUUACACGGACCUAGUUUAAUUUUUUUUUUUUUCAAUAACGAAUUUGAAUGUUUUUUUUUUUGAAAAUUGCCGGUCGUAAUUAGAUGGGUACUUUUCGAAUUAUAGUGGAAAGCCCCUAAAAUUUGGAAUUUUUUGUAAAUCGUUGACUUCUUAAUAUUUUUUAAAUGGUUUAAAUUUGUGUGUUUUUGUCGAAUGUUCCCCCAAAAUACAGAUAGUAUUACGCUGUAUUGUGUCUGUCAUAUAGGUGUAUAAUAUAUCUAUAUAUAGUAGGUAUCUGUCUUGCGGUACAUUUGGGCACUUUUAGCAGUUUCCUCAGAAAAAAAAAACUCAAACUCAGGAAUUAGAGUUUUUUUUACUCUCGGAUUGAAGUAAUUAAAUUUUAAUUAUAUUUCAAUACGAACUUAACUACGUUGUUGCGGAAGGGUGGUGUUUUUUUUUAGCUUUUUGCACCUCUAAUUACCCUCAAAUAAAGCCAGGGGGGAUGACAUUUUGUAUUUGUAUGGUGUAAGUAUUAUUGAUGUGCCUUUUGGCAAUUUCAACUUUCAACUUCUUUCCCGCCCCUUUUUUUUAUGCUCAGGUUUCAUGUUUUCACAGGAAAUUGAGGAUUUUAAAUCACCUUACAGAAUCGUGAAAUUAAGUACCUAAGUAACUUGGUUAAAAUUUGUGUACAUAAAUAGAAUUAUUGUCGAAGAUGCCAUUGGAAGGUUUGAACUUCUAACUACCGAUUCCACUGUCUGUAUGUUAGCCAAAAUUUCAAGAAUAUUUGUCAUCUCGCCGCCAGAUAUUUCCCUUUUUUAUAUUAUAGAGUGCUAUCUAUUUAUUAAAAAUUUAUUAGUUUAUCAGUUAUCAAUUUGCUUAAAUAAAAAAAUCAUUCCUCUAGUAGUGUAGCUUUUAGUUUUUACCGACGGUUGAGUUAAUUCUACUAGAGUAGGUUACGCAUUUAUUUUUCCCGAACUCCGUAUUAAAUCGGCUGCCAUCAUUUCUUUAUGUUUCUGCGUUCACAGCUGAAUGCAGUGAAUUAGAAUCUCUCACUUGCAUCAGGGGUCGCUCCCUCCGGGUAAUUUCCUCAUAAUAUCUAAUUUACAAGCUAGCUAAUGUGUUUAAUUAUUAUCGGUUUUUUUUUGAUUAGAUAGCUAUAUUAAAAAUUUGUUCUAUACAACUAUACUUGUGUUGUUCAUUGCCAGUCCCGUUCACAUUUAAUUCCCGUUGGUUCCUGGCCAUCAAUUAGCUAAUUAUAAUUGGCAUCUUGGGUAACGAGCGAGGUGAUAUCCUAGUUAGCUCAACGACUAAUGCACAUCUGUCAUGUCCUACACUGUGCUCUUACUCUGACCUAAUUCCUAUCUUCCGUCGUUUAAUCAGGAAUUUAUGGAAGCAGAAAUGGGAAUGUUUAUUUGAAAUUUACGCUUCUGUUUACAAACUAGUGGCCCUUAAUAUCACAUGGAGAUGCAUUUAUGGUUUCAAAUCACUUUUGAUCACAUCAGUGAUUCUUUAAUAAUUGUAAUGUUUACUAAGGCUGCGCAUGGGUUACAACAUGCUGCCGAAAAAUGUGUAUACCUACAUACAAUAAUUUAAAUAUCAACAACAGUUAUUACUGUACCCUCACUAAUUGCGGUGGGAAUGUUUGUGAUUUCCUUCACUUAUUAAUUUACUCUUCUUUUCUUAUUUUUAAUAGGUUAAAUUUAAAAAGCUUUUUUUCAUCUUUACACACCAACUUUUUCUAUGCCAAUACCAUGUCUUCCAAUAACUGAACCCUAAUUAAUGAGACUUAAGAAGUUUGUUCACCAAAGUGGCUUAAUUACGGAAUUUGAAUGUUUUUAGUUGUCGACAUUUUGUAAUUUACCUAUGUUUAAAUUGCAAUAAAUAUGUGUAUAUUUAUAUAUAUAUAUAUAAAAAAAAAAAAAAAUAGUAACUAAGUAUGAGUGGUAAUUUUUGAAAACAUCACGAGUUAAAGACUUUCAGUACCGUUAAGAUUAACUGAAAAUUACCUAGGUAUCUAUUGAAAAACAAACAUGUUAAAAGAAAAUCACAAAAUUAGAUUUUUUUUUAGUAUACAACAUUUUUAGAGCUAGUAAAUUUUUAUUCCACAUUUUAUUAUAUUUAUAAUAAUAUUGAUCAUAUUCUCGUUUUAUACAUAUAGUGUCCAUACAUCGUUAACAAUAAUGGCAAGAUAAAGUUUCCCGGUAAAAGCGAUUUGGUAAUGUAUUAUAUAUCUACCUAUCUUCUUAAUCUAUAAUAUGUUAAUUGCACUAAAUAUUAUAUUUUAUACCUAGAUAUACAAAUUUAUGGAUACUUAUUGAUAGCAGACACCACUCAAUAUAAUUUAUUAAUUUGAUUACAGGACAAAAAGUUUGAUUGCAUGUUCGAGAUGUUGAUAAAUAUAGAAAAAGACUUGAAGACUGCUCAAGAGGACAAUUGCCUUGCCGCUAAAUUGGAUAAAGUGCUGCAUUUAACGUUGUCAAGAUGUUCUGACAAUUGUGACAAUAAAUAA
This is a messenger RNA of Cinara cedri, 3901 nucleotides long. Lineage: Eukaryota; Metazoa; Arthropoda; Insecta; Hemiptera; Aphididae. The record is from the annotation of a GenBank genome assembly.